UGUCCUCAAAAAGUAGGAAACGCGUCUUCUCUUCUCUCCUCUUCUCUGGAGGAGCUAACGAAAAAAAACUUUAUUAAGCCAGCACAGCACAGCACAGCAGUAGCAGUGGAGGUGUUAUCGUGUCACUCAAACACUUCAAUCCUCCAGCAUCAGCUGCUUGCGCCAAAACAAAACAAAACAAAACAAAGAAAGCUAGCGUCUUUCUCUCUACUCCUCGCCGCCGCUGCACCGCACCACCGAAAAAAGCUCAUCGGUGUGGUGGCUGCAGUUGCCACUUCGUCGUCUUCUCCGGCCGCUUUCCAGUCUCAUCUUUCUUCGGAUCGAGUUUAGGAUGCGACUGAAUCGCCCAUCAGACCAGCCACACCCAGAGAUAAUGAUUGGAUCCUCUUUCUGAAUCCCCCCGCGAGAUUCCAGCCAGGUCCUCCGCCAAAGCCGAUUCGCAUUGAUUCCAAGAUCCAAACUUUUCUUCCCGGCGGACAAAAAAGUUGCCAUCUUUGGAGAUGAAGAGCCUGCAAUGCUUCAAGCAGGGCAGCGGCGGCGGCCAGGGGAAGAGGCUGGAGCGGCGGCUGUCACUCGGGGAUUACAAGAAGGCCGUGUCCUGGUCCAAGUACCUAGUGGCUCCGCCGGGCGCCAGGAUCCGUGGCGGUGGCGAGGAGCUGUGGAGCGCCGACCUGUCCAAGCUGGAGAUCCGGACCAAGUUCGCCACGGGCCGGCACAGCCGCGUCUACUCCGGCCGGUACGGCGGCCGCGAGGUGGCCAUCAAGAUGGUUAGCCAGCCUGAGGAGGACGCCGCCCUCGCCGCCGAGCUCGAGCGCCAGUUCGCCUCCGAGGUCGCCCUCCUCCUCCGCCUCCGCCACCCCAACAUCAUCUCGUUUGUUGCAGCAUGUAAGAAACCACCAGUCUUCUGUAUCAUUACCGAGUACAUGGCAGGUGGCUCCCUUAGGAAAUAUCUACAUCAGCAAGAACCUCAUUCUGUUCCAAUUGAAUUAGUACUGAAGUUAGCUUUAGAGAUUGCUCGUGGAAUGAGCUACCUACACUCACAAGGCAUACUUCACAGAGACUUGAAAUCGGAGAAUAUACUUCUCGAUGGAGAUAUGUCAGUAAAAGUGGCAGAUUUCGGAAUUUCGUGCUUAGAAUCACAGUGUGGAAAUGGUAAGGGUUUUACUGGGACAUAUAGAUGGAUGGCUCCAGAAAUGAUAAAAGAAAAACACCAUACGAGGAAGGUUGAUGUGUACAGCUUUGGAAUUGUCUUGUGGGAGAUUUUGACUGCUUUGGUACCAUUCAGUGAGAUGACUCCUGAGCAAGCUGCAGUUGCUGUUGCCUUAAAGGAUUCAAGGCCACCACUGCCUCCUUCAUGCCCUGUGGCAAUAAGCCAUCUGAUAACUCAGUGCUGGGCCACCAAUCCAGACAGAAGGCCUCAGUUCGACGACAUUGUUGCCAUACUCGAGAGCUACAGAGAAGCUCUUGAAGAGGAUCCAUCCUUCUUGGUGUCAUAUAUACCCCCUCCGCCGCACCAUCACCAGCAGCAUCACCAACAGAGCCUUCUCCGGUGCUUCCCUCGCUGCAGGACCACUCGACGAUCUGCGUCUCUGAGAGUAUGAUGUCGGUCCACGGCUUCGUCUUCGCCUUCGCCUUCGCCGUGUAUGAUAUGCACUUUGUUUUCAGUUUCUUUUUCAAUGCGCCGGCCCCCUAUUAUGCGGCAGUAAGGCUUGCUAUGAUUUUAGUAUCCUCCCCUCCUUUUUUUCCAUCUGUUUAUUAUUGACGAUUUCCAUCAUUAAUGCUUGCCUGCCUCGAGUUUACUUGAGAGACGACAGGCAGUUUUCUUUUCUUCUAUUUUGAUUAUCUAUCUGUAAUGUCGUUUUAAUUUCGACGAGAGAGCCUCUGUAAUUGUAAUAUAAUCGAGCUCUUCCUGCAAUUCUCUGCUUCUGUUGUGAUCAGUGCAAUUUUAUGUCUUGA
Molecule: messenger RNA, 1956 nt
Organism: Oryza brachyantha (malo sina)
Lineage: Eukaryota; Viridiplantae; Streptophyta; Magnoliopsida; Poales; Poaceae
Product: serine/threonine/tyrosine-protein kinase HT1-like
Exons: 4
Coding region: 501-1601 (366 amino acids)
Biological process (GO): protein phosphorylation
Molecular function (GO): ATP binding; protein kinase activity
Source: RefSeq, a predicted model, not a curated record